This is a messenger RNA of Engraulis encrasicolus (European anchovy), 3111 nucleotides long. Its product is annotated as calcium-responsive transactivator-like. Lineage: Eukaryota; Metazoa; Chordata; Actinopteri; Clupeiformes; Engraulidae. The record is from RefSeq and is a predicted model, not a curated record. Bases 1151 to 2347 code for a protein of 398 amino acids. The transcript is spliced from 10 exons.
CAACGUUGUGAAUCAACGGACGUCCUCGUUUGCUUACAAUUUACCAUGGGAAAGUAAUGGGUCAGAAUUUGGAUUGUACCAAAGCAGGAGCGGAGGUAUUUGCGGGGACUGUCCGGACGUAAACCACCUGAUCAACAUCAUCUCAUUGAGUAUGGAAUUAUCAAUCAUAAAGUGAAUGGCAUGGACAUCAUCGCUUACAUUUCGAGUGUUAAUGGAUUGAUGGAUUAUGUCUUGGAACACCGGAUACAUCUGUAAAUGAUUACACCCCCUUUUUCAUGAUAAUGGGAAACCUGAGGCUGUAAUAGUCUGUUGGAGGAAUUGCUAGAAAUAUUAAAAUAGGUCGUGGUUUAUGAAAUAAAAAACAAUGUCAGUCGCGUUCUCUUCAACGCGCCCGAGAGGCAAAGGGGAGGUUACUCAACAGACGAUUCAGAAGGUAAGGCGCAUCCUCCCAUGAUGGAUAUGGAUUUCCUCUCCCUGUUUCUUAUUGCAUCGACACUACUGGCAUUAAUGGUGGGAAAGUCAUGAAAAUCAAUCGGCUGGGGUGGCAACCACAGAAGCCAAGCAAAAUAGCAAGCCGUGCGUCGGCUAUAAUGUGUUUCAAAAUCUGGCAGCAAUGCUGACGUUUUCUAAAUUGGCAUUCCCGUCACGGACGUAAACAGAUUUUGUCCGUGCAAAUUUGGGGAGCAUGCUUGCCAGAUAUUAUAAACUUGUAGACUACAGUGUCGUUAUGAACUUUCUGGACAUCACCUAGGCGUUAUUUCAUUACAUGCUGCUGAACUGUGUUUCUAUGUUCUGAUGAAUUAAAAUAUUUGCUACCAUCGCAGUACACUCCGUGGAGUUGUGCAUAGGUGCAGAGCGCCGAUGUAAGAUGCACAUCACGGAAAGCUACAUAAGGAUGCAUAUGAUGGCCACUCGGAGAACAUCCAAUGAAUAUCGAGACCUUUUGUUCAUACUUGAUGGGGGCGGGAGUUAAAGAGACGCUUUAUUUGUUUACAUUUUAGAAAGCAAAUUAUGUUGUAUUUUAAGAAACUUCUGAUAAAGAGACAAGACUCCAUAGGCCUACAUUAUUUUGAUGCAUGUUAAACACGAGAUGCGCCUAUUGAUAAGUAUUUUACAAGUGCCCUAAUGUGGUUGUCAUGUGUGUCCUAAGAUGCUGGAUGAAAACCACCAUCUGAUCCAGUGCAUAAUGGACUAUCAGAGCAAAGGGAAGACCGCUGAGUGCACGCAAUAUCAGCAGAUUUUACACCGAAAUCUGGUGUAUUUGGCAACCAUUGCAGAUUCCAAUCAAAACAUGCAGUCACUUUUACCUGCGCCACCCAACACUAAUUUGAAUAUGGGCCCCGGUGGGAUGGGACAGAGUGGUGGAGGGCAGUCUCAUCACUCCCUGGCGAACCUGAAUGAAAACAUGGCCUCUGGCCUACCUCCUACCUCAAUGAUGCAGAGUGGCAUGAGCAAUGGCCCCAGCCAUGCCCCCAUGCAGCAGCCGUCCAGUCAGAUGCCCCUCUCCAUCUCCUCCUCCUCUUCCUCCUCCUCUUCCUCCUGCUCUACUUCCACGAGCCAGCCGGCCAGCACCCAUGGCCCAGCCCCUGCCCCAGGUGCUGGCUUCAGCCACACAGGGCCCUCCGCACAGGCUAUGCAGCACCAGGGACAGGGACAGGUCUACACUUCCACACCCUCCCGUCUCAACCUCAACAUGCAGUCCAAUCAAGUCUCGAUGAUGCAGCAACAAAGCGGCGGGUCCCAUUACUCCUCAGCACAGACAGGAAGUGGACACUACCAAGGGCAACAGUCCAUGGGAAUGCUGGGACAGGGUAACCAAGGCAACCAAGGCAUGAUGGGACAGAGGCCCAUGGGUAGUUACCGCUCAUCCCAACAAGGACCCGCAGCGCAGUACAUGGGACAGGACGAUUUCUUCGGGGAGCAGUACGGACACACUCAAAGCUCCAGCGAGCCCAUUAACCAGCAGUAUUACCCCGAUGGACACGGAGAGUACUCCUAUCAGCAGUCAUCCUAUGGGGAGCAGGGCUAUGACCGCUCAUUUGAGGAGUCUUCGCAACAUUACUAUGAAGCCGGUAAUCCUCAGUACAGCCAGCAGCAGGCCCAGUACCAACAGGGAUCAGGCCAGCAGCAGGCCUUUAGUCAGCAGCAGUACUCUUCUCAGCAGGGAUACAGUGGACAGCCUCAAGGCUACGGUCCAGGGCAGGGAGCGCCAUCCCAAUACCCCCAGUACCAACAGGGCCAAGGCCAGCCAUACUCCUCAUAUCGCUCGUCACAAGGUGCUACAGGAGGCCAAGCACAAAGGCCCUACACAUAUGAGCAGGGACAGUAUGGGAACUAUCAGCAAUAAGGAAGCACUGUGGAACUAAAUGUAAAGCAUACAUACCUCUCGCCAAUGAGGAGCAGCAAAACAACAAAGUUUUCUGCUGACAACUUUUUUUUUGGGAAGCAGAUUGUCAUGUAGGAGAUAUUAGUCAUCAUUAGUACUGUAAUGGAGAAAUGUAGGGUUAUAGUCUUUGUCUACUUUGGUUUCCAUAUGUUUUUGUUUAUUUUUUUUGUUGCCUCCUCCUGUUCACUGUGUCUUAUUCUUCAGAAUGUGUCUUGCCCUUUCUUAUUAAUGCAACAUAUUUAAGGUAAUUUACCAAAAAACAAAAAAGCAUACCCAAUUUCCAGAGAUGGUACAGAUUAAAUCGUUUUAUGAGGAGGAGAAGAGUGAAGAACAUAGCCACUGGGGAACUUUUUAAGCAGGAUUUGACUGGUGAAUUGAAUUUGUAUGCUGUAGAUUUUCUGUGUCAAUGAGUGUGUUUAUUGCACUUCAGUAUCCCGAAUAUGAGGCUCAUGGCGGUUAUGACUCAGGAUUAGGUGUUUAUACGAGUACAGUGUUAAAUCCCAGUCUACAUUCUUGACCGUUAUGGAAUUCCCUUUAAAUGUGUGUAGCCUGGAUAUGAGCAACAGUGUUCUAUGGGAAGCCCCAGUAUCCGGGAUAAGGUAUUUGUUUAUAUGCAUCAGCAUCCUUGCCUAGCUCUCACGCAGACCCCCCGUGCAUUUCCGCUCAACUUCGUGAGCUCGCCCAAGGGUCUGGAAACCUUAGACGAGCCUGAACAGAAUCAGAAA